This is a messenger RNA of Staurois parvus, 305 nucleotides long. NCBI's taxonomy places the organism in Eukaryota, Metazoa, Chordata, Amphibia, Anura, Ranidae. The record is from the annotation of a GenBank genome assembly.
UCAUGAGGAAUUUGAGGUCUGAAUGGUCAUUAACAUAUCUUUUGUUUCCAAGGGUGGGAGAGGUCUAAGGUGUGAACUGGUCAUUACAAUGUGUGACAAGCUUGGUAGGAACAUCCUGUGUUCAGUGUUUUGUCCAUUUGAGUACCUUGAAAACGAUUUCCAUGCGCUUUUCAUGAUAAAAAAAAGGAUCUGGACAGCAUCUGGAAAUGGAACAGUUAAAAACGGAAACGCUUAGAAACACGUUUACAAGCGUUUUGCAUUUGAAACGCUGAUAAAAUCUACUGUUGAAUGCAAGUUUGGUGCAU